CAGGUCACAGCUCCCUGCUCCUUGCUCCCAACGUCGGGUUCGGCCGCGUAACCGUCUAGGCAGAUUUGCGCAUAUAUACCUGGAGUUCUUUCACCCCAUCUCUGCCUGCGGAACUCUCGACCAUCUAUCGCCCCGUCCGACUGGCCCGGAAGAUCCGAGGUUCUGGGGCAGUCAAGGUCAGAGCUUGGCAAAACACUCCUCCCGCAGCCGGCGACAUGGGGCAGGACACGCAAGAUCCUUCACCGUCGCGGUUAUGGCGCUCUUUCGGCGCUCGGAAGUCCCGCGGUGAGCGCGAUGCUGAGAAGUCGGGACCGCCCAAAUGGACCAUGGGCAUCCUCGAGGAUAAGGAGACGAUUGAGGUGCCAGGUUCGGUUUUGCUGUUAGCCGCUGACCACAAUGAACCACUGGGGCUGCGGAACGCGCCGGCAAGGACGUCCCAUUCGUCCAUCCCAACGGGCAUACACCGCCAGCUACCGGAGGACGCCGAGGAGGUCCCCAAAAAGAAGACCCCCGACGGUAAAAUUAUCCUAGAACCCCAACCGGAGGAGUCGGCCAACGACCCGCUCAACUGGCCGGCUUGGCGGAGAGACCUUGCAUUGCUGUCUCUGGGGCUCUUCUGCAUGGUUGGCGGCGGCACGACACCACUGCUCGCAGCGGGCUUCACAGACGUCGCCAAGGAGUAUGGCGUUGACGUACACAGCGUGUCGCUCACGACAGGCUUGUACAUGAUGGGAAUGGGCCUUGGAUCCAUCAUCUUCUCGCCGACCGCCAUCCUUUGGGGGAAACGGCCGGUCUAUCUUUUCGGGGCGAUUGUCUUCAUCGCCACCUCGGUCUGGUGCGCCGCCUCGCCCAAUUUUCCCUCGCUCGUUUUGGCCCGCAUCUUCCAGGGCAUCGCAGUUAGCCCUGUGGAGUGCCUGCCGUCAGCCACCAUUGCUGAGAUCUUCUUCCUGCACGAGCGUGCUUUCCGAAUCGGUAUCUAUACCCUCCUGUUGCUGGGCGGGAAGAACCUGGUCCCGCUGGUCAGCGCCGUCAUCAUCCAAAACAUGGGUUGGCGAUGGGUUUUUUGGACUGUCGCUAUUGUUGUCGCUUUCUGCGGUCUUCUGCUAUUCUUCUUCGUCCCGGAGACCUUCUGGGACAGAGCUCCUGUUCCGCGGACAGCGAAAAAGUCGCACUCGAGGCCGGGCAUUUUCCGUCGUCUGUCGUCCAGGCCGGACGUCCCACAUGCGGCGCCGCUUCCAGCAGCCCGACCGUCAAUGGAGGUUGCUGGUGAUGGCCCUGUAUCUCCAGGAGGCCGCACAAAAGCGCUCCGCGUUGGAUUCGCACCCGACGCCGAGACUGAUGUCGUGAAGCACGUGGAUACGUCGAGUGAAAGCAGCGGAAACUCUGAGGCGGACCAUGUCCUCGAGAAGGAAACGGACGCUGGCAAGCCAGUACCCUCAGGUGAUAGACCUACGCCGGGCCAGGAGUACUCCCCACAAACAACAUCGCAGCCCCCUACCCCGGCACCCCCCACGCCAGCGACACCGCACGCACUCGAGAUACCACCAGCUGACGCGAUAUCCAACCACGGCGGGCACAUUGAUACCGACAGCGAGUCGCAAUCCGUCCGGAGCUCCCGAACAGGAGGGCCACUGCCGUACACGGCUGCCCUGCGAGAGCAGCCGCCUCGCUCGUUCGUCCAGUCGCUGAAGCCCUUCAACGGACGCCUCAACAAAGACAAGUGGCACAAGGUUGUCGUGCGACCCCUGAUCCUUUUCUCCUACCCUGCAGUUCUCUGGUCUGCGGUGGUUUACUCAUGCUCGGUUGGCUGGCUCAUUGUUAUCUCCGAGUCGGUGGCCGUCAUCUACCGCGAACAGAUCUACGACUUUAACGCGCUUCAGACGGGCUUGAUAUACAUCAGCCCGUUCGUCGGCGGCAUCCUCGGUUCUGCCAUAGCCGGGCGGGUCUCGGACACCAUCGUCAAGGCCAUGGCGCGGCGGAACGGCGGCCUCUACGAGCCCGAGUUCAGAUUGGUCAUGGCCAUCCCAAUCGCCAUCACCACUGUCAUUGGCCUGAUGGGCUUCGGCUGGUCGGCCCAAGUCCACGAUCACUGGAUGGUCCCGACGGCGUUCUUCGGCAUCGUCUCGUUCGGCUGCACCAUGGGCUCCACCACGAGCAUCACGUUCUGCGUCGACAGCUAUCGACAGUACGCCGGCGAAGCCUUGGUCACGCUCAACUUCAGCAAGAACGUCUUGCACGGCCUCGUCUUCAGCUUGUUUGUCACCGGCUGGAUCACCGAUGACGGGUCGAAGAUUGUCUACAUCUGGAUUGGUGUCAUCCAGCUGAUCCUGCUGAUCUUCACCAUCCCCAUGUACAUCUUCGGCAAGCGGUUGCGCAUGUGGACAGUGCGCAGGAAUUUCAUGGAGCGGUUUUGAGCAACGGGACUUCUAUGGGCAGGCAUGGCUGGUACUCGGCUGGCGUUUGGUGUUGCUUUCAGGGAUACAGGACUUGGUUGAUUGCAGGGCAUCUCGUAUCUUGACUCGGCAUACCCUUUCUUACCUAUGCAUCGAGGGCAGUUUUGUGCAUUUGGUUUUGUGUUAGGAGGUGUUUGUGGUGUUUAGGCGCUGGGGGGUUCUCAUAUGAUGCAUACCAUGACUCACGGAAGCAUGAAAUCAGA
This is a messenger RNA of Thermothielavioides terrestris NRRL 8126, 2656 nucleotides long. RefSeq lists its product as uncharacterized. Gene Ontology annotation, molecular function: transmembrane transporter activity. The record is from RefSeq and is a predicted model, not a curated record. Lineage: Eukaryota; Fungi; Ascomycota; Sordariomycetes; Sordariales; Chaetomiaceae. The transcript has 3 exons. The coding region runs from base 216 to 2414 and encodes 732 amino acids. Gene Ontology annotation, biological process: transmembrane transport.